This is a messenger RNA of Phasianus colchicus (ring-necked pheasant), 2980 nucleotides long. RefSeq names its product WT1 transcription factor (gene WT1). Lineage: Eukaryota; Metazoa; Chordata; Aves; Galliformes; Phasianidae. Gene Ontology annotation, molecular function: DNA-binding transcription factor activity, RNA polymerase II-specific; RNA polymerase II cis-regulatory region sequence-specific DNA binding. Gene Ontology annotation, cellular component: nucleus. Gene Ontology annotation, biological process: negative regulation of apoptotic process; negative regulation of cell population proliferation; regulation of transcription by RNA polymerase II. The record is from RefSeq and is a predicted model, not a curated record.
AGAGGGAAGGGAGGGCGCUCGCGCCGUGCCCUCACCUGGCGCCCCUCCUGCGCGUGCCCCCGGCUCGUGCCCCGCUUUCCCGCCCCGCUUUCCCGCCCCGCUUUCCCGCCCGCGCCUCGCGCCCAGCUAACGGCCGUUGGUGCUGAAGGGCUCUGAGGCGGCGGCUGCGAAGGUGGCAAGUUGGGAGGUAGCUGGGAAGAGCCGGCCGUUGGCAAAAUGACGACGAACUCUGGGGAUUGACAGCAUCAAGGAUGGCACCGUGCUUAAAAAUACCGUGCGUUGUUUUUGUUGUCCUGGAAAUCCCCUCUAAAAACGUUGCGGUCCUCAGUAAAUCAGAUCCCGGCGGAUUCAUCUCCACUGUUUGGACAGCAGGAGUUCCAUCCCUUGUGCAGAAACUGGAAGAAGUCCUGGGCUGUGCAAUUACCGGCAAUGUGCGUUGGUCACAGUCGGAAGCUGUGGGGCUCUGAGAUGUGGGACAGGCUGUGCUCCCUGUGCCUGAUCGCUGAGUGCGUGGAGAUUCACACAUUCGGGUCACAACUAGCACACGUUGAGUUCUGUAUCUGUGGUGAUGAAGAGAUGAAAGGAGAGUUGGCUCUCUGGAAAAAUGAUUUGGCUGGGACAAAAGCGAAAGUGCUGACAUAUCCUGUGAGUCUCUUCUUGCAAGACUUACCAGAGGUCUCAGGGAAGCCUGAUUCUUUUCCUCAUCCCAGCCAAGUUCUGUGGUCAGAGGAACCGUGGAUUGCUUCACAUUUACGUUCUCAAAACAUCGUUUGGAGGUCGGCGAUGCUUCGCGGUAACUUUAACGCCUCGGGGAAUGGGAACGCCGCAGCUCCAGUUGCCACCGGAGAACAUCGGGGCCCACCGUCGCAGCGGCAGGUUACGGCACCGUGGCCUUUGACGGGACUCCGAGCUACGGCCACACGCCGUCUCACCACGCUGCGCAGUUUACGAACCACUCUUUCAAACACGAGGACCCCAUGAGCCAGCAGCCAUCUCUAGGGGACCAGCAGUACUCGGUGCCACCUCCGGUGUACGGCUGUCACACCCCCACGGACAGCUGCACGGGCAGCCAGGCCCUGCUCCUGCGGACCCCCUACAACAGUGACAAUUUAUACCAAAUGACAUCACAGCUGGAAUGCAUGACGUGGAACCAGAUGAACUUGGGAUCCACGCUGAAGGGCCAUACGACAGGAUAUGAAAAUGAGAACCACAGUGCUCCCAUGUUAUACAGCUGUGGGGCCCAAUACAGAAUACACACCCACGGAGUUUUUAGAGGCAUACAAGAUGUGCGACGAGUGCCAGGAGUAGCUCCGACCAUUGUCCGGUCAGCCAGCGAGACAAAUGAGAAACGUCCCUUCAUGUGCGCCUACCCCGGCUGUAACAAGCGAUACUUCAAGCUGUCCCACCUACAGAUGCACAGCAGAAAGCACACUGGUGAAAAACCGUAUCAGUGUGAUUUUAAGGACUGUGAGCGAAGAUUUUCUCGUUCAGACCAACUCAAACGGCACCAAAGACGACACACAGGGGUGAAACCCUUCCAGUGUAAAACCUGUCAGAGAAAAUUCUCCAGAUCCGAUCAUCUGAAGACUCAUACCAGGACUCAUACAGGUAAAACAAGUGAAAAGCCUUUCAGUUGCCGAUGGCCCAGCUGUCAAAAAAAAUUUGCCAGGUCUGAUGAAUUAGUCCGUCAUCACAACAUGCACCAGAGGAACAUGACUAAACUGCAGUUGGCCCUUUAGGCAUUUCAAACAAGUGAAUAAACCAGAUGGGACAUUAUGAGCUACUGCAAACUUUAUCAGCCAUCUUCGAUCACCUCUGUCAGAGAGCUGCAGCUGUCUUCGCAUCCCAUUUGACACAAGUUAACUAAACAGUAGGAUUCUGCUCAGCUUCCAUUUGGACAUUCAGAAUUCCCUGUUCAAUAACUUCAAAAGAUUUUUAUUUGCAAUUUCAUUUAAAAAUGGGCAAGAUUACCGCAGUUUCAAGAUUGCUCUCAACUAUGCUUACAUUCUAUAGGCGUUUCCAGUUUUCUGUUUCUAUUUUUGCUUGAGCUGUUCUAGGUACAUUUUACUGUUCUCUUUUUAGUCCCGCUGUGGGUAGGGUGAGUAGUGCCUGCUGAAGGUAAGCUUCACGCUUACUGCUUUCGUGCACAUGCUGAAGUUUCCAAAUGCUAGAACCUCUAUCCUCACAAGAUGAGACAGAACAAUCAGCUGAGAUACUUUUUGUAAACUUUGUAGUUGUACUGCCAAAGGGCAAGCUUUUAAACUCGGAAGCAAUGCUUCUGGAUUUCACAAAUCAACCCUUUUUUAAAAGAACUUAUUUCUAGAGCAGCUAGUGCUAGAUGAACGAGAACUUCUGUAUAGAAAAUAAGAAUCUUACCAUUAAGUUAACUUGUUUUUUAAAUAAUCACAUAAUCGAUCCCCCCCAAACUGUUUUAUUCAUCAAAUAGCUCUAUUUCUCUCUCUCUCUCUUUCUGUUUUAAUGUAUUUGUUUAAAUUUAUUCCAUCAUGAGAUGCACAGAUCUCCUUUACACAAAAGUGAUUCCAAUCAUUGUAGACAUUUGGGAUUUGUUUACAAUGUAAAGCCACACUGGUUAUGUGGCUAGCAAGCUGUAUAAACUUAAAACUGAACUUUUAAUGGGGCUGGUCCAGGAUCUCCAUUAACAGAUUACUCUUAAGAUAAGUAACUUAAAAAGACUCUUUGUCAAGUAUAUGUGAAAAAGACAUUAUUAGUGUAAGGAAAUAUAUUGUUUCAGGGUUUUGGGAGGAGGGGUUUAUUAUUUACUUUCAAUUGCUUGAAAUUGUGUGUAUAUAUAUAUAUCUGAUAAUGUAUUGCUCUUAGACAUCUAAAAUUAGAAACUGUAUAAAUAUUAGAUGCAUCACUGUUCUGAUGUUGUUGCUGUUACAAACUAUUGAUAACACUAAGAAUGUAACCUGCAUUUUUCACUGAGCUUUCAAUUAAAGCCCAUUCAAAGAGAAACAAA